This is a messenger RNA of Lycium ferocissimum, 1293 nucleotides long. RefSeq names its product nucleoside diphosphate kinase III, chloroplastic/mitochondrial. NCBI's taxonomy places the organism in Eukaryota, Viridiplantae, Streptophyta, Magnoliopsida, Solanales, Solanaceae. The coding region runs from base 31 to 1275 and encodes 414 amino acids. The record is from RefSeq and is a predicted model, not a curated record. The transcript has 14 exons. Gene Ontology annotation, biological process: GTP biosynthetic process; CTP biosynthetic process; UTP biosynthetic process. Gene Ontology annotation, molecular function: nucleoside diphosphate kinase activity.
GACUUGAAGAAAAUUAAAAAGUCUGCAUCAAUGUUGAACUUGUUUAGCCCGAGGAGGCUACCUUGGAUAUCUGGUACAGAUGGUCAGAAAAAGGUAGUUUUAACUGCUGUAGAAGUAGAAUCUCUUCGGUCAGAAAUUGCUGCUUUAGAAGAAAGAGAAGCUCAUUUAAAAGCUCAAUUAGAACAUAUUGAUGAAAUACUGCAGUCUGCUUGCAUGUCGGGUUAUUUAUACGUGAGAACGAGAUGGGCGGCUUUACCAGGAGAACCUCUUCCAAUCGAUGAUGACACUGAAGUUGAUGAUUGGCUUCCUAGAUUUCUUGUCCUUCACGGAUCGUGUAUUUUCUUGUAUAAAUCAUCCACUGAUAUGAGCCCUCAAGACUCAACUCUCCUAUCUGAUGUUGUUGAAGUUGGAGCCAUGCCUUGUCUGACACGAGACGACGGUGAUACUCGAUAUUGUUUUUUUAUCUCAACUCGUAAUGGGCUGAGAUAUGAAUGCUCUAGUGCUUCUAAAAUAAAGGUUGAUUCCUGGUUAGCGUCAUUACAGAAUAAUUGUGAUCUGCAAUCUAAUGGCACCGCGCCUGAUGAGAGAUCUGCAUCACGAGCAGCUAAAUCACUCAUCUCUAAGCACACUUCUCGUGCUUUCUCUGGGGGGCGAGCAGCUGCUGCAGCAGCCACAGUUUCUUUGAGAGGAGUGGUUCCUUCUCUAGCUUCAUAUGGCAGGACUGAAUCUGGAAACACUUCUAGAGCUUGGAUUUCUGGUGUCCUUGCCCUUCCUGCAGCAGCUUACAUGCUUCAGGAGCAAGAAGCACAUGCUGCUGAGAUGGAGCGCACCUUUAUUGCCAUCAAGCCAGAUGGAGUGCAGAGGGGCCUGAUUUCGGAAAUCGUAUCACGCUUCGAGCGCAAGGGCUUCAAGCUGGUUGCAAUCAAAGUUGUGAUUCCUUCCAAGGAAUUUGCACAGAAGCACUAUCAUGACUUGAGUGAGAGACCAUUCUUUAACGGCCUGUGUGAUUUCCUUAGCUCUGGCCCUGUCUUAGCAAUGGUUUGGGAAGGUGAAGGAGUAAUCAGAUACGGAAGAAAGCUUAUUGGAGCUACGGAUCCACAGAAAUCUGAACCUGGAACCAUCAGAGGUGACUUAGCUGUUGUAGUUGGAAGGAACAUCAUCCAUGGUAGCGAUGGCCCUGAGACCGCGAAGGAUGAAAUCAACCUAUGGUUUAAACCAGAAGAGUUGGUUAAGUACACAAGUAAUUCAGAGAAGUGGGUAUAUGGUGAUAACUAAGCGAACGUAUUCUGCCUU